This is a messenger RNA of Lepus europaeus (European hare), 822 nucleotides long. It is a transcript of the gene CCDC3, whose product is annotated as coiled-coil domain containing 3. The record is from RefSeq and is a predicted model, not a curated record. NCBI's taxonomy places the organism in Eukaryota, Metazoa, Chordata, Mammalia, Lagomorpha, Leporidae. The coding region runs from base 1 to 822 and encodes 273 amino acids. The transcript has 3 exons. Gene Ontology annotation, cellular component: extracellular region. Gene Ontology annotation, biological process: negative regulation of gene expression.
AUGCUGCGCCCGCUGCUGCUCGCCGCGCUCUGCCUGGCCGGCCGCCCGGCGCCCGCCCGCGCCUGCCAGUUGCCCUCCGAGUGGAGACCCCUGAGCGAGGGCUGCCGCGCCGAGCUGGCCGAGACCAUCGUGUACGCCAAGGUGCUGGCGCUGCACCCCGAGGUGCCCGGCCUCUACAACUACCUGCCCUGGCAGUACCACGCCGGCCAGGGCGGGCUCUUCUACUCGGCCGAGGUGGAGAUGCUGUGCGAUCAGGCGUGGGGCAGCAUGCUGGAGGUGCCCGCCGGCUCCAGGCUCAACCUCAGCGGCCUGGGCUACUUCUCGUGCCACUCCCACACCGUGGUCCAGGACUAUUCCUACUUCUUCUUCCUCAGGAUGGAUGAAAACUAUAACCUCUUGCCCCAUGGAGUCAAUUUCCAAGAUGCCAUCUUUCCGGACACUCAAGAGAACAGAAGAAUGUUUUCCAGCCUCUUCCAGUUUUCAAACUGUUCCCAAGGGCAGCAGCUGGUGACUUUCUCAAGCGACUGGGAGAUCCAGGAGGACAGUCGGCUCAUGUGCUCCUCGGUGCAGAAGGCCCUGUUUGAGGAAGAGGACCACGUCAAGAAGCUGCAGCAGAAGGUGGCCACGUUGGAGAAGCGGAACAAGCAGCUCCGCGAGCGAGUCAAGAAGGUCAAGCGGUCACUGCGGCAGGCGCGCAAGAACGGCCGCCACCUGGAGCUGGUGAACCAGAAGCUGAAUGAGAAGCUGGCCGCGGCCGCCGCGCUGCCGCACAUCAACGCCCUGGGGCGGGAGCCCGCGCGCGCCCCCUACCUGCGCGGGUAG